AUGAAGCUCGCUGUCGCGCUGCCCCUCCUCCUCUCGCUUGCUGUCGCUGCCCCCGUCCCUGGCUGGUGGCAGGGCGGCGAGCACCACGACGGGACGCUCACGCUCACGGGUAACUGGCCGCGCGAGCACCACCGCCACCACGGACACCACCACCACGGCGCUGGGUCUGUAGCGCCCACCGACGGGGCGACUACCGACGUCGCGGCCGAGCCCACGCAGGUCAACCCUGGCACGCCUACCACGCCGACCGGCGCGCCCGACGACGAGGGUAACGAGGACCCAGACAUCCCCGACUGCGAGGACGGCGAGACCGCGGCCGACGCAGUGACUAUCGCGACCGACGCUGUGACUAUCGCGACCGACGCUGUCCCCAUGCCGCUCGCGACCCAGGUCACUACCGCCGACAACGGGCCGGCUACCGUCGACACUGCCGUCCCCGCCUCCCCCACCAAGGGCCACAAGCACGGUGGCUCCUCCGAGGCCCCCGUGACUCCCGACCAGGUGACCCCCGGGCCCAACGAGGCCGCCCAGGCCGCUGCGGGCCCUGCCGCGCCUGUGCUCCAGGCCUCUCCCGACGCUGCCUCGUCGCCAGCGCAGGCCGUCACACCCACCCCCACCCCCUCGGCGAAGAAGUCUAAGGCCAAGCCCUCGGAGGCUGUGCCUACCCCCGACGCCGCCUCGAGCCCCGACGCCGCCCCGACCGACAGCAUCACCGACCCCGGCACCUCUUCUACCCCCGAGCCGACGCCGACAAAGAAGCCCAAGGCGUCUCCCUCGCCGGCGGCCGACUCGGGCUCCAACAACUCUGGAGGUGGCGGCGGCGGCGGCGGUGGCAGCACCCAGUUCUCCGGACUGGCCACCUUCUGGGAUGUCAACAACCCAGCAGACAACGGCGGCUUCGCGGCCGGCGUCGUCGCGUGCGAGGGCGUCUCGACGUCGGGCUACAUUGUUGCCCUCAAGGACGGCUGGGACAACGGCAUCCACUGUGGAAAGCAGGUCGUCAUCACCGACCCGACAACCGGCAACACCGAGUACGCAACCGUCGCCGACAAAUGCUCCUCCUGCAGGCCUGGCGGACUCGACCUCUCGCCCAGCCUCUGGAACAAGCUCGCCAACGACCAGACCGACAUCGGCCAGUUCAACGCCAACUGGGGCUUCGUGUAA
This is a messenger RNA of Vanrija pseudolonga, 1164 nucleotides long. RefSeq names its product Allergen Asp f 7. Lineage: Eukaryota; Fungi; Basidiomycota; Tremellomycetes; Trichosporonales; Trichosporonaceae. The transcript has a single exon. The record is from RefSeq and is a predicted model, not a curated record. Bases 1 to 1164 code for a protein of 387 amino acids.